ACACUUGUAUGCAAUUACCCACUAUUAAAUUCCUGGUAUUUCAGCCACAGAUCCAUCCGAGUCUUCUCCUUCUCCUCCUUCCUCUUCUUGUUGCACAGAAUCAAUGGCAGUAAGGGCUUAUUCCACCACUCAAAUCCUGGUUCUAGAUUCUUGUCCUAUCAGGAGGCCUGUUGGUAGAAUCAUGGUGAUGCUUGAACACAGGAGUCAAGUUUCAGUCAGGAAGAUAGCAGCACUUGAGAUCAAAUCCUCCUUCAGAAACAAGGUUUUUGAGGAUCAGUCCAAGGGUAUAGUUUGUUACAGAGAUGAUAAAGGGGAGAUAGUCUGUGAAGGAUAUGAUGAAGGCCCUCGUCUACACCAUGAGCUGCAGAGGAAAAACUAUCAUCCAAGGGAUGCAGAGAUCAUUGAUCUUCUUCAACAAAACUGGCUUCAGAUAGUUAAAGGGGAUGAGGUCGCAGUUGGUGUGCCAGAGGACCUCAACUGGAAUGGUUAUAACACAUACUGGUGAUCAGAGAACAUGGGCACAUGCCAUUUCCUUCAACCAUGAACUGUAUGUAAAAAAGGCUUACACUUUGGUUCUUGUAUUGAAAUGCAUCCUUUCGAUUUCCUCUUCACAAAGAACAUUUUCCCCCUUCUCUCUCACCCCAUUAUUUUCUUGUUUCACUUCUCCCCCUUUAAAUAAAUAAAAAUUGUACAUGCCAACA
Vitis riparia (riverbank grape) is the source of this 701-nucleotide messenger RNA. RefSeq lists its product as uncharacterized. The coding region runs from base 104 to 505 and encodes 133 amino acids. The transcript has 3 exons. The record is from RefSeq and is a predicted model, not a curated record. NCBI's taxonomy places the organism in Eukaryota, Viridiplantae, Streptophyta, Magnoliopsida, Vitales, Vitaceae.